Aspergillus uvarum CBS 121591 is the source of this 623-nucleotide messenger RNA. RefSeq lists its product as uncharacterized. The coding region runs from base 183 to 539 and encodes 118 amino acids. The record is from RefSeq and is a predicted model, not a curated record. Lineage: Eukaryota; Fungi; Ascomycota; Eurotiomycetes; Eurotiales; Aspergillaceae. The transcript has a single exon.
UUGUUUUUAUCAUCCCGGCCAGCUCAAAAAUGGCGAGGGCAUACAUUCAUCCAUCUGCGUUACUAAACUUGAACACAUUACCCCAUUCUCCUUCAGAAUCUCUUGCUGCCCGUGACUCUCAGGAGGUCUAGUGCCAAAGAUUCUCAAUUUUUUUUCUCCUUUCCUUCCUCUAAUACCUCCCCAUGUCAAUUCGUCUCCAUCUACCCUGUCUUUGUACCCACCCACCCCCUUGGUCGAUUUGGCGUCCCCCCAUCCGACCCCGCAAAUUCUCUGCCCGACUUGUGUACAAUGAAGCGCAAAUACCACCUGUUCCUUUUAUCCCCAUUUUUCACACUUCUCGCACCUUUUUUUUUCUCCUCUUCUCUUCUAUCAUCUCAUCUAUCUUAUCUAUCUUAGUCAAGAACUCCAUGCUUCUUGUUCAUCCAUAUGUGGUCCUGCUCGCUGUGAUCCGGGGAAGUCGUUACGUAGCUCUCUUCCUCGCGGCUUCCAACUUCCUAAACCCGCGUAAGUUCGCCUAUAGCUUUAUUUUCCUUUCAUGAACUGGUUGUACGCUUUUUUGGGGGGAAAGAUUAAAAGAGAGCCUGCUGAGUACCACCCUUGGAUUUGGUACAAUUGCACCCUCG